GCCCUUUCCUGGCGGCUGGGUCUUUAACACCGCUCCUCGCACAUGUCGGGGGAGGCCCGGCAGCUGCAGCUGCGAGCGCACAGACGGCUGCCCCGCCAGAGCGAGGCGGGCGCCGCCGCGAUGCUGCGAGGCGGACGGCGCGGGCAGCUCGGCUGGCACUGCUGGGCUGCGGGGCCGAGCAGCCUGCUGGCUUGGCUGAUGUUGGCAUCUGCAGGCGCCGCACCCUGCCCCGAUGCCUGCUGCCCCCACGGUCCCUCGGGACUGCGAUGCACCCGGGAUGGGGCCCUGGAUAGCCUCCACCACCUGCCUGGCGCAGAGAACCUGACUGAGCUCUACAUCGAGAACCAGCAGCAUCUGCAGCAUCUGGAGCUCCGUGACCUGAGGGGCCUGGGGGAGCUGAGAAACCUCACCAUCGUGAAGAGUGGUCUCCGUUUCGUGGCGCCAGAUGCCUUCCAUUUCACUCCUCGGCUCAGUCGCCUGAAUCUCUCCUUCAACGCUCUGGAGUCUCUCUCCUGGAAAACCGUGCGGGGCCUCCCCUUACAGGAACUGGUCCUGUCCGGGAACCCUCUGCACUGUUCCUGUGCCCUGCGCUGGCUACAGCGCUGGGAGGAGGAGGGACUGGGCGGAGUGCGCGAACAGAAGCUGCAAUGUCAUGGGCUGGGGCCCCUGGCCCAUAUGCCCAAUGCCAGCUGUGGUGUGCCCACGUUGAAGGUCCAGGUGCCCAACGCCUCCGUGGAUGUGGGGGACGACGUGCCACUGCGGUGCCAGGUGGAGGGGCGGGGCCUGGAGCAGGCCGGCUGGAUCCUCACGGAGCUGGAGCAGUCAGCCACAGUGAUGAAAUCUGGGGGUCUGCCAUCCCUGGAGCUGACCCUGGCCAAUGUCACCCGUGACCUCAACAGGAAGAAUGUGACGUGCUGGGCAGAGAACGAUGUGGGCCGGGCAGAGGUCUCUGUUCAGGUCAACGUCUCCUUCCCGGCCAGCGUGGAGCUGCAGGACGCGGUGGAGAUGCACCACUGGUGCAUCCCCUUCUCGGUGGAUGGGCAGCCGGCACCGUCUCUGCGCUGGCUCUUCAACGGCUCGGUGCUCAACGAGACCAGCUUCAUCUUCACCGAGUUCCUGGAGCCGGCGGCCAAUGAGACCGUGCGGCACGGCUGCCUGCGCCUCAACCAGCCCACCCACGUCAACAACGGCAACUACACGCUGCUGGCCGCCAACCCCCUGGGCCAGGCCGCCGCCUCCAUCAUGGCCGCCUUCAUGGACAACCCUUUCGAGUUCAACCCCGAGGACCCCAUCCCUGACACUAACAGCACAUCUGGAGACCCGGUGGAGAAGAAGGACGAAACACCUUUUGGGGUCUCGGUGGCCGUGGGCCUGGCUGUCUUUGCCUGCCUCUUCCUUUCCACGCUGCUCCUUGUGCUCAACAAAUGCGGACGGAGAAACAAGUUUGGAAUCAACCGCCCGGCUGUGCUGGCUCCAGAGGACGGGCUGGCCAUGUCCCUGCAUUUCAUGACAUUGGGUGGCAGUUCCCUGUCCCCCACUGAGGGCAAAGGCUCUGGGCUCCAAGGCCACAUCAUCGAGAACCCACAAUACUUCAGUGAUGCCUGUGUUCAUCACAUCAAGCGCCGGGACAUCGUGCUCAAGUGGGAGCUGGGCGAGGGCGCCUUUGGGAAGGUCUUCCUUGCUGAGUGCCACAACCUCCUGCCUGAGCAGGACAAGAUGCUGGUGGCCGUCAAGGCACUGAAGGAGGUGUCGGAGAGCGCCCGGCAGGACUUCCAGCGCGAGGCCGAGCUGCUCACCAUGCUGCAGCACCAGCACAUUGUGCGCUUCUUCGGCGUCUGCACCGAGGGCCGCCCCCUGCUCAUGGUCUUUGAGUAUAUGCGGCAUGGGGACCUCAACCGCUUCCUCCGAUCCCAUGGGCCUGAUGCCAAGCUGCUGGCUGGCGGGGAGGAUGUGGCUCCAGGCCCCCUGGGUCUGGGGCAGCUGCUGGCCGUGGCUAGUCAGGUGGCUGCGGGGAUGGUGUACCUGGCGGGUCUGCACUUCGUACACCGGGACCUGGCCACGCGCAAUUGUCUGGUGGGCCAGGGACUGGUGGUCAAGAUUGGCGAUUUCGGCAUGAGCAGGGAUAUCUACAGCACCGACUAUUACCGUGUGGGAGGCCGCACCAUGCUGCCCAUCCGCUGGAUGCCGCCCGAGAGCAUCCUGUACCGCAAGUUCACCACCGAGAGCGACGUGUGGAGCUUUGGCGUGGUGCUCUGGGAGAUCUUCACCUAUGGCAAGCAGCCCUGGUACCAGCUCUCCAACACCGAGGCGAUCGAAUGCAUCACGCAGGGACGUGAGUUGGAGCGGCCACGGGCCUGCCCACCAGAGGUCUACGCCAUCAUGCGGGGCUGCUGGCAGCGGGAGCCCCAGCAACGCCACAGCAUCAAGGAUGUGCACGCCCGCCUGCAAGCCCUGGCCCAGGCACCUCCUGUCUACCUGGAUGUCCUGGGCUAGGGGGCUGGCCCAGGGGCUGGGAGUGGUUAGCCGGAAUAUGGGGGCCUGCCCUCAGCAUCCUCCAUAGCUCCCAGCAGCCCCAGGGUGAUCUCAAAGCAUCUAACUCACCCUCAGCAUGCGGGAGGGGACAGGUGGGGGCUGGGAGUAGAAGAUGCUCCUGCUUCUCUAGGCAAGGUUCCGUCAUAGCAAUUAUAUUUAUUAUCCCUUG
This is a messenger RNA of Saimiri boliviensis boliviensis (Bolivian squirrel monkey), 2701 nucleotides long. NCBI's taxonomy places the organism in Eukaryota, Metazoa, Chordata, Mammalia, Primates, Cebidae. The record is from RefSeq and is a predicted model, not a curated record.